This is a messenger RNA of Paramecium sonneborni, 883 nucleotides long. The record is from the annotation of a GenBank genome assembly. NCBI's taxonomy places the organism in Eukaryota, Ciliophora, Oligohymenophorea, Peniculida, Parameciidae.
AUGACUGAGUAAUACCCCUUAAAUCAACCACAAUAUUAAGAUAAGAAUAGAAAUCAAUAUCAAAAGAAUUAAAAUCAAACAAAUUCAAAUCUAAAUUAUUCUUAUUACAAAUAAUCAUCCAAUUUUAGGUAGCCUUUUAAGUAAAAUCAUUUCCCAUAUUAAAUAGUAAAAAUCAAAAUCAUGAUAGACAAACCAACCUUAACUACUCAUAUAAUUAUAACAAUAAUAGACGAAAUAAUUAUAGAUACUCUUAGAAAUAAAGAGAUUAUCACUAUUAAACAUAACCUGAAUCUAUUUAUUAUGAUUAAAAGAUAUCCAUCCAAUCUGAAAAUCAAAAUAAAUAACUAUAAACAAAUGAAGAAUUAACCCAAUUGAUUGAUUAAGGUAAUCGAGAUUCUCAAUUCUAAAAUCAAAUCUAAAUUGAUAAUCAAUACAUUCAAAAUUCAAAACUGCAAGAAAUUAAUAUAUCUGAUAAAGCUUAAGUUUCUAGUGAUACAUAAGAACAAAUUAAUAAAUAGACACUAUAAUCAUAAUUAUAAAUAAGUACAUCCAUAGUUUAGACUUAAGACCAAGGCACUCAAGAAAAUUAAAAAUCAUAGAAUAAUGAAAAAGUUUAAUCUAUUUCUAAAUUAAAUACAGAAAAAAACGUUUCACUAUAGAACAAUCAAAAUCAAGAAACUCUCUGCAUAUAAUAAUAAUUGAUUUAAUAAAAAUAAAUACCAUUAUUAGUAUAAUUUUUGAUUCUACCUAAUGACACUACUUCAGAACCAUAAUUGAUCCCAUUAACAUUAGUAAUUAUUAAAGUAAUUAUCUAUAGUAAAACUUAACAUAAAUUUAUGAGUAGUUAAAGCAAUUAAUUUAACAUGAUUAACAAUAAAAUUGA